AUGAACAAGAUUAAUCUUCAUCGUUAUGUCUGGCUUGAGCUUUAUGGAUACCUUCUACACCUUUUAAUCCCAUUACAGGGCCUCGAUCUCAAGAUCGCAGAUGUUGAAAGCGGCACGGGCAUUGUCCUCACGGACUUUAGCCGCCGCCUCCUGCCAUCAGUGCAACUGGACAGCUUCGACAUUUCAUCCAAAGACGACCAUCCGCAAGAAUGGUUUAUUCCCAACAUGAAUCUCAUUCACUAA
Aspergillus pseudonomiae is the source of this 243-nucleotide messenger RNA. RefSeq lists its product as uncharacterized. The record is from RefSeq and is a predicted model, not a curated record. The transcript is spliced from 2 exons. NCBI's taxonomy places the organism in Eukaryota, Fungi, Ascomycota, Eurotiomycetes, Eurotiales, Aspergillaceae. The coding region runs from base 1 to 243 and encodes 80 amino acids.